Spodoptera littoralis (African cotton leafworm) is the source of this 156-nucleotide messenger RNA. The record is from the annotation of a GenBank genome assembly. NCBI's taxonomy places the organism in Eukaryota, Metazoa, Arthropoda, Insecta, Lepidoptera, Noctuidae.
AUGGGUUUGAUUACUUCAAGGGAGCAGACAAUGUUGGACGGUCCGGUGGCGUCGGCGAAGAGCCACCAUGUACGGCAGCCUUCGACUAGGAACCGGACGAAGCCUCCGAUGCCGGACCGGGAUGAGUUGGAAAACCGUUUCGUCAAAGUUUUGUGA